UAAUUUUGAUAGGGAUGUAUAGCAAUUUCAAGGAACAAGGUUUAGAGUAUGCGAAGGAAGCAGCAGAGGCAGAUAUUUGUGGGAAUUACCCAAAGGCAUUUUCUUUGUAUAUGAACGCUUUGGAAUAUUUGAAAACUCAUUUGAAGUAUGAGAAAGAUCCAAUUGUGGAGGAAUUCGUCGGCCACAAAUUCUCACCCUUUAUUUGCGCCGUGCCGAGGAGAUAAGAGCUCUGCUCGACCUCCAUCUUCCCGGACCUCCUCCUAGUUCCGCCGCGCCGGAUGGAUCCGGGACCGCCAAGCCGCCGGCGUUGCCGGAGGCCGCAAUAUUACCCCAUAACUUCCCCCAUCUCUCCCCUGAUAUGUAUAACUAUUUCAAGGAUCAAGCAAUAAAGAAGGUGAAAGAGGCAGUAGAGGAAGAUAAUGGUGGCAAUUAUGCAAAGGCAUUUCCUUCAUAUGUCUACGCCUUGGAGUACUUCAAUACUUAUUUGAAGUAUGCGAAGAAUCCCAAGAUCAAAGAAGCCAUUACCCUAAAAUUCAACGAGUAUUUGCACCGUGCCCAGCAGAUUAGUGCUCUGCUCGAUGAUGGCGGUCUUCCUGGACCGAUUUCUAGUGGAUAUGGAGAGAAUCCAGAGCAGGCUAAGCUGCUCGCCGGCGUCGGUCUUAAUUCCGCUAUCAUAAGGGAGAAGCCGGACGUUAAGUGGAACGAUGUUGCUGGAUUGGAGAGCGCCAAGCAGGCAUUGCAAGAGGCUGUAAUAUUACCUGUGAAGUUCCCGCGGUUCUUUACUGGCAAGAUAGUGCCAUGGAGAGCUUUCCUGUUAUAUGGGCCUCCUGAAACUGGAAAGUCAUAUUUGGCGAAGGCCGUUGCUACAGAGGCCGACUCAACAUUCUUCAGUAUUUCUUCUUCGGACCUUGUCUCAAAAUGGAUGGGAGAAAGUGAAAAGCUAGUUUCAAAUCUGUUCCAAAUGGCUCGUGAUAGUGCUCCAUCCAUCAUCUUUAUUGAUGAAAUAGAUUCCUUGUGUGGCCAACGAGGUGAAGGUAAUGAAAAUGAAGCUUCUAGAUGCAUCAAGACAGAACUUCUUGUGCAGAUGCAGGAUGCUGGACGCAAUGAUAAAAAAGUUCUUGUUCUUGCUGCAACAAAUACACCCUAUGCUUUGGAUCAGGCUAUUCGCCGACGAUUUGACAAGCGGAUAUACAUCCCUCUUCCUGAUUUGAAAGCCAGGCAACAGAUGUUCAAAGUGCAUCUGGGAGAUACUCCAAAUAAUUUGACGGAAAGAGAUUUUGAAAGCUUGGCACGUAGAACAGAGGGUUUCUCAGGUUCAGAUAUUUCAAUUUGUGUGAAGAAUGUGCUCUUUGAACCUGUUCGUAAGACUCAGGAUGCGAUGUUCUUCAUUAAUACUUCAGAUGGUAUGUGGGUACCCUGUGGACCGAAGCAACCUGGUGCUGUCCAAAUUACCAUGCAAGAGCUAGCAGCAAAAGGAUUUGCGUCAAAGAUCGUUCCUAACCCAAUUUCAAGGACAGACUUUGACAAGGUUCUGGCUAGACACAAGCCUACAGUUAGUAAAUCUGAUUUUGAGGUUCACAAAAGGUUUACAAAAGAGUUUGGGGAGGAAGGUUGACAAGUUGGUUGUAAUUUCCACACCAACUGACAAAUGUAUGUAUCUUUCAUUCUUCCAUUAAAGGGAUUUUUGUAUUAAGCGGCAAAUGUUGGUUUGGAUUCUGGCCUUUCUCAAAUUUCAUGUCACCAAAUAAUCAAUGAUGUUUUCCAAUGGUAGUCUCUGAAUGUAAAUUAGUUAUGGAGAAUUUGGCACAUUGAAUAUCAUUUUUCUGUAAAUCUCCUCAAACUAUUAAUCAUUGUAAAUGUCUCAAUGAUUAUAUGAAUGACUUACCCCGACAGCGACAUAUAUUCGUGUUGAGGUUUCCA
This is a messenger RNA of Benincasa hispida (wax gourd), 1920 nucleotides long. Its product is annotated as protein SUPPRESSOR OF K(+) TRANSPORT GROWTH DEFECT 1-like. Gene Ontology annotation, biological process: endosomal transport; vacuole organization. NCBI's taxonomy places the organism in Eukaryota, Viridiplantae, Streptophyta, Magnoliopsida, Cucurbitales, Cucurbitaceae. The record is from RefSeq and is a predicted model, not a curated record. Gene Ontology annotation, molecular function: ATP hydrolysis activity; ATP binding.